Cynocephalus volans (Philippine flying lemur) is the source of this 2325-nucleotide messenger RNA. It is a transcript of the gene SUCLG2, whose product is annotated as succinate-CoA ligase GDP-forming subunit beta. NCBI's taxonomy places the organism in Eukaryota, Metazoa, Chordata, Mammalia, Dermoptera, Cynocephalidae. The record is from RefSeq and is a predicted model, not a curated record. The transcript has 11 exons. The coding region runs from base 33 to 1331 and encodes 432 amino acids. Gene Ontology annotation, biological process: tricarboxylic acid cycle; succinyl-CoA metabolic process. Gene Ontology annotation, cellular component: mitochondrion; succinate-CoA ligase complex. Gene Ontology annotation, molecular function: succinate-CoA ligase (GDP-forming) activity; ATP binding.
UCCCCUCCCCCGCGCCGGGUUUCCUGGGUAAGAUGGCGUCGCCGGUGGCCGCGCAGGCCGGGAAACUUCUGCGAGACGUGGCGCUCCGGGCCCCGUUCCUGGCGGCCAGGUCCCAGGCAGUUCAAUUAACCUCCAGAAGAUGGCUGAACCUGCAGGAAUACCAGAGCAAGAAACUGAUGUCUGACAAUGGAGUGAAAGUUCAAAGGUUCUUUGUAGCAGAUACUGCGAACGAAGCUCUGGAGGCUGCCAAGAGACUAAAUGCAAAAGAAAUUGUUUUAAAAGCCCAGAUCUUAGCUGGAGGAAGAGGAAAAGGUGUCUUCAAUAGUGGCUUGAAAGGAGGCGUUCAUUUAACAAAAGACCCUAAAAUUGUGGGACAGCUGGCUAAACAGAUGAUUGGAUAUAAUCUAGCAACAAAACAAACUCCAAAAGAAGGUGUGAAAGUUAAGAAGGUGAUGGUUGCUGAAGCCUUGGACAUUUCCAGAGAAACCUACUUGGCAAUUUUGAUGGACCGGGCCUACAAUGGCCCAGUACUGGUGGGCAGCCCCCAGGGGGGCGUGGACAUCGAAGAGGUGGCAGCUUCGAAUCCAGAACUUAUUUUUAAGGAGCAAAUUGACAUUUUUGAAGGGAUAAAGGACAGCCAAGCUCAGAGGAUGGCAGAAAAUCUCGGCUUCCUUGGGCCUUUGAAAAACCAGGCUGCAGAUCAAAUUAAGAAGCUGUAUAAUCUCUUCCUGAAAAUUGAUGCUACUCAGGUGGAAGUGAAUCCCUUUGGUGAAACUCCAGAAGGACAAGUUGUCUGUUUUGACGCCAAGAUAAACUUUGAUGACAAUGCAGAGUUCCGACAAAAGGACAUAUUUGCAAUGGAUGACAAAUCAGAGAAUGAGCCCAUUGAGAAUGAAGCUGCCAGAUAUGACCUAAAAUACAUCGGACUGGAUGGGAACAUUGCGUGCUUUGUGAAUGGUGCUGGGCUCGCCAUGGCUACUUGUGACAUCAUUUUCCUUAAUGGUGGGAAGCCAGCCAACUUUUUGGAUCUUGGAGGCGGUGUAAAGGAAGCUCAAGUAUAUCAAGCAUUCAAAUUGCUCACAGCUGAUCCUAAGGUUGAAGCCAUCCUUGUCAAUAUUUUUGGUGGUAUCGUCAACUGUGCCAUCAUUGCCAAUGGGAUCACCAAAGCCUGCCGGGAGCUACAACUCAAGGUGCCCCUGGUGGUCCGGCUUGAAGGAACCAACGCCCAAGAGGCUCAGAAUAUUCUCAAUAACAGCGGACUCCCCAUUACUUCAGCCAUCGACCUGGAGGAUGCAGCCAGGAAGGCUGUGGCCAGCGUGGCAAAGAAGUGAUGUCUUGGUCAGGAUCCCUGGGGAAGGAAGGCCAUUUUUCCAUAAUAAGGGAUGGUUUUCUCAUCACUGUGAAGAAAUGGUUAUCGCCUUUGGAAUAAAGGAGGGGGGCAGAGCAUGAGCAAAAAUCACUGUGCGAAAAAUCCUAAAUCUGUAUUUUCUUGAAUAAGAUAUCUAGACAGCCUAAAUCUGAUUUUAUUUAUAGUCUUUGUAAAAAUAAUGUCCUGUGUUCUCAUACUUUUCUAUCAUAAGCCUGCUCAGCAGGCAGUGUUUUGCCAACUUUUGGGAGCAGUCUGUGUGGCUAAAUGAUGUGCGUAUAUACAGAAUAUGAAAUCAGGCCCUGGUUUAUUUACAGGCUGGUGGACAUCUAAUCCUAUGUAGUAAAAAAAUCACAGGCCUUUUGAAACUCAGACAAGAUUACAUUUAACAUAUUAACUAUCAAAAAGGCGCACUUAAGACCUUCAAGCAAAUAGCUACUACACACUGCAGCGGUUUUUAUAUGUUUCUAAUUUCAACAUGUUUGGAAAAUUCAUAAAUAUUCUAACGUGUAUUUAACAGUGGAAGGUCUGCAUUAAUAUACCAUAUGUGUAUUUUACUGUUUGCCUUAAUAUUGAAUAUACUGUUUACCUCACACUAAAAAUAAAACCAGAAGCCUUAUUUGUAAUUUUGAAAUAGAAACUUCCAUUUUGAUAAAAACUGAAGAAUGCUGAUUCUUAUGGAAAUCUCAGUAAUUACAUCACUUUGAGAUGAGACAACACUGAAGAUCAAAUUGUGUGGAGUAUCAGUAUCUUCUCUCCCCGCCUUUAUUUCCCCCUCCCCCAGAAUCUACCAGCUUGUUGUAGAUGUUAGGAAAACAUAAUGAGGAGAAUGUGGCUUUUUUCCAUAAUAUCCAUUUUUGUGGUGGGAAAGAAUUUGCAUUAGAUUUUUGUUGAAAUUUUGGUAAAUUUUUAUCUGUAUACAAAUUUAAAUAAAAUCCUAUGUUUUAUAAGUUCUAAAA